Molecule: messenger RNA, 1568 nt
Organism: Corvus hawaiiensis (hawaiian crow)
Lineage: Eukaryota; Metazoa; Chordata; Aves; Passeriformes; Corvidae
Gene: NKIRAS2
Product: NFKB inhibitor interacting Ras like 2
Exons: 3
Coding region: 66-641 (191 amino acids)
Biological process (GO): canonical NF-kappaB signal transduction
Molecular function (GO): GTPase activity; GTP binding
Source: RefSeq, a predicted model, not a curated record
CUCGCCGCGCCACUCCCGCCGCCGCCGCUGGUGAGGCUCGGCCGCCGCUGCCCCGGUGAGGCGGGAUGGGCAAGAGCUGCAAGGUGGUGGUGUGCGGGCAGGCCUCGGUCGGGAAAACCUCCAUCCUGGAGCAGCUGCUGUACGGGAACCAUGUGGUCGGCUCGGAGAUGAUCGAGACCCAGGAGGACAUUUACGUGGGCUCCAUCGAGACGGACCGGGGGGUGCGGGAGCAGGUGCGCUUCUACGACACGCGGGGGCUGCGGGACGGGCUGGAGCUGCCCAAGCACUGCUUCUCCUGCACCGACGGCUACGUGCUGGUCUACAGCACCGACAGCAAGGAGUCCUUCAAGCGUGUCGAGCUGCUCAAGAAGGAGAUCGACAAGUCCAAGGACAAGAAGGAGGUCACUAUUGUGGUUUUGGGCAACAAGUGUGACCUGCAGGAGCAGCGCCGGGUGGAUCAUGAUGCAGCCCAGCACUGGGCCAAGGGCGAGAAGGUGAAGCUGUGGGAGGUGUCCGUGGCUGAUCGGCGCACGCUGAUCGAGCCCUUCAUCUACCUGGCCAGCAAGAUGACGCAGCCACAGAGCAAGUCUGCGUUUCCCCUGAGCCGCAAGAACAAGGGCAGCGGAUCCAUGGAUGGCUGAGGCUUCUUCCCCUUCCCUUCCAUUGCCACCUCCUCUUCCUCACCUUCCUGCUUCCCUCGUACACACCUCCUUCUGAGUCCUGUCUGGUGUCAUGGAGCCUGUGGGAAGCAGGUGGCAGGAGGAACAAUCUUCCCAGGGCUGGGGAUGGUCCUGGAGGAUGAGCGAGGCAGUAGGACAGGGACCACUCCUCUCCCUGCCCAGCCCCUGCAGCUGUCAGAGGUGCUACAGGAAGAUCAGGAUUCACUCAGUGACCCCCUCUGCUCUCAGGUGCAUGCUGAGGGAGGGGAGCAGAGGCAUAGCAUACACUGGCUGGAAUGUGGGGAUCAGCUCCACAUCUGGAGGGAACAACUCUCCUCUUUUUCUAUUUCCAUAUAACAUGUGGGAAGAGCCUGUUUGCUGGCCCUGCCUCCAGCCAAGCAGCUCUGCUUGCCCUGCCCCAGCUGCCUCUGUGCUGCUGCUCCCUGGCAGGUUGUCCCUUACCCUGGCAGUCUCCACUGCUCCUUUGUGCACAGGAAUAUCCAGGGAAUGCCUAGAGCAGGGCAGGUGCUGUUCCUGGGGGCAGGGUGCCCAAAUCCACUAUUUCAGCCCCCCUCUUCCUGAGUGCAGACUCAGCCAUGAGCUUGGAGGAGAUGGGACUGUGCUUCACCUGCACAUCUGGAUCCUUGGAGGAGCUGGGACUUUACUUACCCUGCACACCCCAGAUGCUUUGGGCUAUGGCAGCUUUCACUGCCCACCUGUCACAGUGCUGCCUCCUCUCAGAACCACCGUAAGACAAGGCACAGUUGUCCCACUCCUGCCCAGCAACACGCAUUCCCUUCAGGUAGUGUGGAUGUAGGAAAAGAACUGAUGAAAAGCCCCAGUGUGUUUAUACUUGUUCCUUUUAUUUACUGAGUAACACAAUAAAGCGAUGAGAUUCGAUUAUCAAAA